AUGUAAUCUCUAGUUUUAUCAGCUAGAAUUCCUUCAACUUCAAUUUUACAUAAGAAGAAGUCCUCAGAUUUUCACAGUGUAAACUCAAAUCUGACUAGAGUACAAUCUCCAUCUGGAAAUAAAUUAAAUUAAGCAUUUGGUCGAUGUUAGACAAUGAAAACAUUGAAUAGUGAAAGAGAUCCUGUUGAAAUAACAAUCUCUUUAAUUUUAAAUGGACAGAAGUAAUUCAAUCAUUAUUAAACUAGAUUUAUUGUUCCUAUUAGCAUUUACUAAAAUACAACUGAUUUAUAUAAGAAAUUAAUUGGAAAGGUACUACAAGUGAAUCCGACUCUUGUAAAUAAAAUAAAACACUUUCAAACACACUCAAGUGUUAAGAAUUAUAAUAUUGAUUACUACUUAUCACUUGAACUGAAACCGUUAGAAGUAUUUGAAGAAUAAAGACAUUUGAAAUUAGAACCUUAUUAUUCAAAUUCAGUUGGUAAUCAAAUGAGUAUUGAAGAUUAUGAUAUACUGAAAUGUAUAGGUGUAGGGUAUAAUUAAUAUAUAUAUUGCAAUAGUGGAUUUUCAAGAGUAUAUUUAGUAAGAAAGAGAGAUAAUGGUUUAUUUUAUGCAAUGAAACUGAUAGAUAAGAACUUCAUUCUUAAAUCUAAUAAGGAAAUAAUCAUUUGUAAUGAAAAAUAUGUAAUGGAACAAUUAAAUUCUCCUUAUUUAGCUAAAUUAUUUUAUUCAUUUGAAACUAAAUUCUAUCUUGUUUUUGUUAUGGAGUAAUAUAUCCUAUUAAAUUUAGAUAUUGUGCAGGUGGUGAAUUAUUUUAUCAUUUGAGAAAAUGGAAAAGAUUAUCAGAACCAUUAGCAAAAUAAUAUUUUGUUUAAGUUUGUUUAGCAAUCAAUGAGUUGCAUAAAUUUGAGAUUGUCUAUAGAGAUAUCAAACCUGAAAAUAUAUUAUUAGAUUUGGAUGGAUAUAUAAGACUAUCAGAUUUUGGUUUGUCUAAACCAAAUAUGAAUAGAGAUGAAACAGCAUAUUCAUUUUGUGGAUCACCUGAAUAUAUGUCACCAGAGAUGUUAAAAAGAGAAGGACAUAAUUAUAUGGUGGAUAUUUAUUGUUUAGGUGCAUUGCUUUAUGAAUUUAUCUUUGGAUCACCUCCUUUUUAUUGUAGAAACAUAGACUAAAUUUAUAAUAGUAUUUUAAAUGAUAAACUUUAAUUUCCUCCAUAUAAAGAUAUUAAUCCUGAUCUUAAAGAUUUGAUUUCGAAAUUAUUAAUAAAAGAUCCUUCUAAACGUUUGGGAGCAUAAAAUGGUAUCAAAGCUAUUUUAUAACACAAAUGGUUUUAAGAUUGUGAUAUUGAAGCCUUAGUUAAAAGGAAAUGUGAGAUCAGUUAUAAACCAAUGCCAUUAAAAUAUAAUUUUGAUGAAUUGGAAUUUAGCAAAGGAGAUCAUGAAUUUUAAAAAAAGCUUUAUGAAAAUUUAAGAUUGGAAAAAUAGGUUUAAUUUUAAAAAUAUAAUUAUAGGGUAAAUUUACUCGUUCAUUUCCACAUUUUGAAUAUGUUAAUAAAAGAAUAAUAGAUUAUAGAUAAAACAUAUUAGAAUAAUUAACAAAACCAAGAUAGAUCUAAGGAUAAUAAGGAUUACCAAAACAGUAAUAAAAGACUCAAAUAUGUUUAUCACCAGUAUCUUAAGUAAAAGAACAUUCAAAUAUUUAAUAAUUGAUUUCAGGAUCCUUUAAAUAAUCCUCUUAAGGUAAGCGGUUCAAUACAGAUAUGGACCUAUUUAAAUUGAUGAAAUAAGUAUGA
This is a messenger RNA of Paramecium primaurelia, 1789 nucleotides long. NCBI's taxonomy places the organism in Eukaryota, Ciliophora, Oligohymenophorea, Peniculida, Parameciidae. The record is from the annotation of a GenBank genome assembly.